Molecule: messenger RNA, 3030 nt
Organism: Capsaspora owczarzaki ATCC 30864
Lineage: Eukaryota; Filasterea; Ministeriida; Capsasporidae
Exons: 5
Coding region: 1-3030 (1009 amino acids)
Cellular component (GO): cytoskeleton
Molecular function (GO): protein binding
Source: RefSeq, a predicted model, not a curated record
AUGGACAGUCUGGCGAGGAAUCAGAUUGGCGAUGCUGGAGCGCAGGCGAUCACUGAGGCACUUCAAGCUGCCAAAGAUGCGCAGUCGAUUGCCGCCCCCCGUCAAGCGGUCCCACCGCCUCCGCCACCACCGGCCGCUGGCCCGCCGCCACCGCCACCGGCUGCUGGUCCUCCCCCGCCUCCACCAGUGGCUGGACCUCCUCCGCCGCCCCCGGCUGCACCGAAGGCUGCUGCUCCGCCACCGCCGCCACCAGCUGCCCCUGCGACCCCAGCUGCCGCUCCUGCUGCUGCUGCCGCGGCUGCUGCUGCCCCAGCUCCGAAAGAAGACGACGCCGUGCGCCCCUUCCCGCCGCCCGCAGGUCCCAGCGUCGCCUAUGCUCGCCAGGCAGUGCCCAUUCGUAUUCGCCUGCGCAAGGAGGUGUUUGCGCCGUCCGACAAGCUGGAGAACGGCGUCGCGCUGAGCUUGAUCUUCCAACAGGUUGUUCGAGACGUCCUGAGCGGCAAGUGCCCUCGCUUGACACCCGACGAGCAGACGGCCGCGUCCGCGCUGCUGGCCGAGCACAAGAUUUCGACACCUUCGGCCAGCGUGUCUGAGGAUGUCCGCCGAAAGGUCGUCGAGGCUGCUCGCGGCUGGACCAUGUACUUUUACCGCAUGUUCCCGACCUCUGGCGGCUCGCAGAUGCUUGGUGUGGGUCAGGGUGGUGUUCGCGUCGUCACGCGCGCCUCUGCCCAAGGCGAGCGUCACGCAAUCUCCGCCUCGUACUCGUUCAACGACCUUGGCGACUUUGCCACCGACAAGGACAAGCUCAAGCUCGAUCUUGCCGGCAAGCCCAGCACCUUCCAGUUCUCGUCGGCCGCCCAAGCGUCGCGCGCCCACCGAGUUGUCGAGGCAAACAACAUUGGCAGCAUGACCAAUGCCAAGUACGUGCUUGCUGUUCGUGAUUACAUUACGCGCGACCAGACUCUGCUGUCAUUCAAGUCGGGCGCUGUCAUCAAGCUCUUCGACAAGGAAGGCGACGAAGACAAGGAAGAGUGGUACUUUGGUGCGUUGGACACGAAGAGUGGUUGGUUCCCUCAAGAGAACGUCAUCGCCAUCAUUGGUGAGCCCACCCCUCAGGCCAUCGAGCACGCCAAGCAAGAGUCGCUCAAGCGCGGCCUGCCUGCCGAGGCGCCUCCGACGCCCGCAACCCCUGCUGACGGCGAGGGCAGCUCUGCGCCCCUCCCGCCUGCGCCCGGUGGCUCUGCGUCUGCCUCUGCCUCUUCUUCGGCCUCGACUUCGUCCUCUGCCUCCGCGGGUACGGCUCCAGCAGCCUCCAAGGCAGCUGAAGCUCAAAAGAAGAUCACCCUCAUGAACCCGGCCUACAUGCCCGACGUUGACAAGCCGAUGCCCUCUGGCAAGUUCUCCAUGAUGGAGUUUGCCAAAGAAUUCUUCCGUUAUGACAUGGAAAAGUACGAGAUGCAACGCACUCUCAAGGGAACCCCUCGCGGCACCGUCAAGCUGAUUGGCACCAUCAAGGGCACCAUUGGCCGUCGCAGCAAGUCCAAGGAUGGCCCCAUUGCGUCCAACCCCGAAUGGACGUGGACGGAGCUGGCUGGCCUCGUCAAGUACUCCAAGACGCCCAUCCAGGCCUCGCUCAUGAAGAUUGACAUUGCCGACACCGUCCGCAACAAGUUGGCACUCGAGAGCUUUAUCAACAUUAUGCGCUGGAUGGGAGACUAUCCGGCCAAGAAGGCGACCGACAUUGAGAUUGCUCACUGGAUGCUGCGCGUCGGCCUCGAGAACGAGCAACUGCGCGACGAGUUUUACUGCCAGCUCAUCAAGCAGGUCACCAACAACAAGAGCCCGAAGGCAGACAGCGCCACUCGCGGCUGGUACUUGCUGCUCCUCUUGUGCGCCUACCUCAAGCCCACGGAUGGCUUUGAGCCGUACCUGCGCUCGUUCAUCCAUUCCGUGUCGUCCGACUCGCAGCGCGAGCACUCUGCCAUUGCCGCGCUCGCCAACCGCUAUCUGCUCAAGACCAUCAAGUAUGGCGGCCGCAAGGUUGUGCCCGACCAGCCCGAGUUGGAAGCUCUCUGCCAAGGCAAGAACACCAAGAUCCAAAAGGUCUACCUGCCUGGUGACGCGACCAAGUCGAUCAAGGUGAACGCGUGCUCGCUUGUGAAGGACAUUAUCAUUGACAUUUGCUCCAAGAUGGAUGUUCCCUACUGCGACGAGUACGGUGUGUACGUCUACACCAGCGCCGACCAAAGCACUCCCCUGCAGCCGUUCGACUACAUUCUCGACACGACCACCAUUCUCGAGCGCCGCAAGGUUCCGUACCGGCUGUACGUCAAGAAGACGCUGUGGUUUGCCCCAAUCAAGCUGUCGAACGACUUGCACAACAGCUUGCUCUACGACCAGGCCAUUCCGGAGCUGCUCAACAGCAACAUGCUGAACAUGACCACGGGCAACAUCAGUCCUUCCUUCCUCGAGAAGGACAUUGCUCUGCUCGCCGCGUUGCAGCACAAGGCGACCCCCAACGGCAUCAAGCUGCCAACGAUCGAUGUUUUGCAGCGAUGCAUCCCGCGCCCGCUCUUCCCGUUGCUCAAGCCGGAUGAGUGGACGAACGCGUGCACUGCGCAGUUCUCUGCUGUCGAGCACCUUGAUCCUUCGAUGGCCAAGCGCGUCUUCCUUGAGGUCAUCAUGAAGAUGUUCCCGCUUUAUGGCUCCAGCUUCUUCAAGAUUGAUUUCUGCUCGGAUUCGCGCGUCCAGGGCGAAUGCCAGCUGGCUAUCAACAAGAACGGCAUUGCUUUCCUCAACCCGUUGACCAAGGCAACUCUCCUCUCUUACACCUUCAACGAGAUUGUUUCCACUCGUCGCCUCGGCUCGCGCCAGGCAGGUGGCAAGCAGUACAUUGAUCUCAAGUGCGGCAACUUGAUGGUGCAAAAGGUUACCCGCUGCGAGACUAAGCAGGGCUUGGAGGUUGUCUCGCUUAUCACCGCGUAUAUUCAGAAGCACUUGGCUCAACAACAAGCCGAUGCCGAGUUGUAG